Molecule: messenger RNA, 192 nt
Organism: Botrytis byssoidea
Lineage: Eukaryota; Fungi; Ascomycota; Leotiomycetes; Helotiales; Sclerotiniaceae
Exons: 2
Coding region: 1-192 (63 amino acids)
Source: RefSeq, a predicted model, not a curated record
AUGGCUCUUUUCAGUGCCUUUUUAACUGGACCAGGUAAUCUUGCACGAGGUGCUGUCGAAUUUGGGCCGCUUCCGGAUGAGCUUGUAAAGCAUGUUGAUGAUGAGAAAGCAGGCGAGCACUUGAAGGAUCUUUGGAAAAUGAUUGAAGAAGAUGAGGAGCGGACUGAAGGGUAUGAGCCUUUCGAGCAAUGA